AUGUUACCGCUCGCGCCCGUCUGUUUCCCGCUGACGUGCCCACCCGUGGCGCCACGCGGGGUCGGAGCGACGUGCGCGGACGCCGACGAAACCGCGUCGCUCCGCAGGCUCGAACACGAGCUCGAGGUGCAGGUGAGACAGAGAUCGCUGAUUCGUAAGGCGCUGGCGGACGUCACGCCGAUGGGACAGAAGACGACGCGGGGCGUGGUGGGUAACGACAUGGUGACCGACGAGGUGGACAACGCGAUGGACGACGUGGACAGCGAGCCGGAUGACGACAGGGACUUCGAGUGA
Molecule: messenger RNA, 294 nt
Organism: Micromonas commoda
Lineage: Eukaryota; Viridiplantae; Chlorophyta; Mamiellophyceae; Mamiellales; Mamiellaceae
Exons: 2
Coding region: 1-294 (97 amino acids)
Source: RefSeq, a predicted model, not a curated record